CGCUCAGAGCACUGGGGACACACACUGCUUGUUACACAUUCCUGUUGGAAAAGUCAAUGGCUAAAGCAUUGCCCUGCAGACUCUGCCACACAAACAGAGAGCCUGCCAUGAAAAGAGGUAUGAUUUGAACAGAGGGAAAUUAAAAGGGAAACGACAGUGGUAGUAGCCACACCGAGAUCCACUGCUCUUCACGUUCACUGGAUUCCCCUUUUAAGGCAAUGGAUACUUAUAAAAGAGAGAUGGAGAUCCUAAGCAACAGCAUUGCCGCGUAUGCUCACAUUCGAGCUAAUCCUGCAUCUUUUGGCCUCUACUUCAUCCUUGGUGUCUGUUUUGGGCUGAUUAUAACACUUUGUCUGCUGGUUAUCCGAAUCUCCUGUAAGCCUCGGACUCCAAGCAUUCCUCCCAAACCAAAAAAGUCACCUCCUAAAGAUUGUGUGAAGGAGCCUCUGUCUGUGACAGGAGAUGAGGAGGAUCCAGAAAUUGAUGAUAAUGAGGAAACCUUCAUCCUAAAUCCUGUAACAGAAUCACCAUUGAACAACCAGUCUUCAGUUGAUGGAACUCUGACAGUGAAUGUUUUCACAUCGGCAGAAGAGUUAGAGAGGGCCCAAAGGUUGGAAGAAAGGGAAAGGAUUAUCCGUGAGAUCUGGCGUAAUGGGCAGCCUGAUAUACUGGGGACAGGAACUGGCACUAUAGGCCGUGUACAUUACUAUUAAUGGACAAACAGGAACAUUAUCUACACUUUAUUAAUGGUGGUGCCAGAUAGCCUGAUGCCCAGGUUUACUAAAAUGGCAUAAGCUACAUAAAUCAAUAAUUACCAUUUCUGGUAAUGUGUGUGGCGGUAAUUGGUUUUUACUAAUAGUAGCUGAGAAAUAAGCACACGUGGAGCAGCUGCCUUACUUUGAUGGUGCUUUAGUAAAUCUAGAGGAAUUAGACAAACUAGUGGUCUUUUUGAUUCAAAAAUUGUUAAUUUUGGCUUCAUGGACUCUGUGAGAGACAACUACAUUUGGACAGGAUUUACAAUGAUUGAGUGUCUUUACUGAUAGGACAGAAGUUCCGACUGGUACCUUACUGGUUUGGCCAAGGAUUUAUAGACAGGGAAAAAUUGUGGAUACAGCUUGUGUAUCACUAUUUGAUCAGACUGGAUUUGUUACUUGGCUGGAAUUGGUACUCAGCUCAGGACCUUGAUGUGCAUCUCAUUAGAAUUUAUUUAAAUUAAUGGCCAACUGGGCUUGCAGUCUCACUGGUAUCUCCAUUAUUAGAUUUGCUGACUAGUGAGUGUAAAACCUUGUGAAGCUUCAUGGGCCUGUAGUCAUCAUGUCUGCACUCAGCAGGACGUUUAUCAAACAAGGACACUGACCUUUGAGGCUGCAGUUAGCUGGAGGAAAUUGCUUUGAAUUAUGCUUCAUACAAGGACCAGUAACACUAAAAAACCCAAAAAUCUCAUUUGUU
Molecule: messenger RNA, 1449 nt
Organism: Xenopus laevis (African clawed frog)
Lineage: Eukaryota; Metazoa; Chordata; Amphibia; Anura; Pipidae
Gene: eva1b.S
Product: eva-1 homolog B S homeolog
Exons: 3
Coding region: 219-713 (164 amino acids)
Cellular component (GO): membrane
Source: RefSeq, a predicted model, not a curated record